Sorghum bicolor (sorghum) is the source of this 2950-nucleotide messenger RNA. Its product is annotated as RNA polymerase II transcription factor B subunit 3. Lineage: Eukaryota; Viridiplantae; Streptophyta; Magnoliopsida; Poales; Poaceae. Bases 459 to 1859 code for a protein of 466 amino acids. Gene Ontology annotation, cellular component: transcription factor TFIIH holo complex. Gene Ontology annotation, biological process: regulation of cyclin-dependent protein serine/threonine kinase activity; regulation of transcription by RNA polymerase II; DNA repair. The record is from RefSeq and is a predicted model, not a curated record. The transcript has 2 exons.
GAAUAGUGCUGUGAAAGUAUACUCACUGGCCGGUGGGUCUCACGACACAUGAUCGGAGAGGACACCCCAGAAUUUUCGGGUGGAGAAUUUGGGUCGCCCGGUGACCAAAAUCUAUCAUGCCAAAGGUUUGACAGCCAAAAGUUAGAUAAAAAGAGUUGCUAAAAAGUUUGACAAGCUAAAUAUAAGAAGUUGAUAAGUUUAACUAGUUAAAAUCAUGGCUUGUCAAAAAAUUUUUUGGUAAAUUUCGAAAGUGAACCAAGCAGCCUCGCCAUCGCCCAUCUUCCUCCGCACCAUCGGCUCGACGCCGGCGGCGGCUCGCUUCACUUCACGCUAUACGCUCUGCACGCCAUAGAGAUCACCCCUCGAACUCGGGGGUACAAGAAACCCCGGGGAAGGGAUCGCUUUCGCGCUUCUUGGUGCCUCACCGCCACAGCAGUGGCAGUUGCAGUCAGGGCGCGAUGGCGGUGAGCCCGGAGCUAGAGGGCUUGCGGCGCAUCGCGCCUUCCCGCUUCGUCUCCUUCGCCUUUCCCAACCCUUUCCUCGGCCACGCCUCCAAUCCUUACGGGGACGGGAGCGGCGGCGACGGCGACGCCGGGGAGUGCGUCCGGGUUGCCGUCCUCGAUUCGCCCCUUCCCUCUCCGGCCGUCCCGCCGACGGCGGCGAUGCUCGUCCCGGCCGGCCAGCACCGCGACUGGAUCUUCUCCACCCGCGCCGGUCACCUCCACCUCCUCCUCUCGACCACCCGCUUCUCCCGUCUCAUACUCGUUGGUCCUGAGCUCUCGGCGCCUUCUCCUCGGGUCGUUUCGUGCGUCCGUCGCCCGGACCCCGACCCUGCUCACGCUCGGCUCCUCCCCCUCCUCCUUGCUCUCUGCCCCAUGGCCGCGUUUCGGGACAACGCCGUCCCUGACGUCCCGCUGCUCACCUUCCAGGAUGACCUCCUCCGGCUUGCCCCUAUCAAGUUCAUCGCUGGCCCUGUUGUUGGUGAGAUGGUUGUCGAGGAUGUGGCCAUUGACUGCAGCCCCGGUCCAGCUGAAUGGCGCCGCAGGCUGCGGUUCAAGCGCAUGCCCUGCCUUGUGCAGACACAGGUGCGCCUAUGUCAGUCACCUGCUGCUGCUGCUGCUGCUUCGUCGCCGUUGCUGGAAGCACCGGAAGGCUCAGGUGAGCUGUUGCAGCCGGAGGUGGGUGGAUCGUUGGUCCAGCCUUACCUCCAAGCCAUGGUUGCUGGUCUCGCAGUGACUGCGCCAUCCAUUGAGGAGAGUAUUCGGUCAGGUGUUAGGCCCAGGUGUCUCUGUGCUGGUGUUGGAGGUGGAUCACUCCUCAUGUCAAUCAGAAUGGGGCUUCAGUUUGAUGUUCUCGGAGUAGAGGCCGAUGGUGUUGUCCUGGAUGUCGCAAGGAAUCAUUUUGGGCUGGUGGAGGAUGAGUUUCUCCAUGUCCAUGUCGGUGAUGCUAUACAAAUGAUAGAGGAUUUUGCUCAGCAAGGAGAGCCUGAUAUGAAUUUCAGUGCAAUUAUGGUAGAUCUUGACUCCUCUGAUGCUAUGUGUGGUGUCAGCGCGCCGCCAUUGGAGAUGACUCAUGGAAAUGUCCUUCUCUGGGUGCGCACAAUCCUACAUCGUCACGGAGUUUUGAUUCUGAAUGUGAUUCCACCUCCUGCAGAUAGGUCCUUCUACAAAGGGAUGAUUGAUGUUCUUCACCAAGUUUUCUCAGAACUGUUCGAAAUAGAUGUUGGUAAUGGCGAGAAUUUUGUUGUUAUUGCUACAGUAUCGCCGAUUGAAACCACAGUCACUGGUGAUUCUGGACAUUUUCUGACAGAAUUGAGGAAAUUAACUGGGGACUUUUUGGAGCAUAUAAGAAAAAUUUGACAUUCCUAGUCAUUAUGCGGUGUUGUUUGUGUUAGCCUCCACAAAGACAGUUCCAUAUAUUUGCUGUUAACUGCUAAGAGCUGAGAUGGUUAUAUUAGCAUUCAAGCACUACCACUGCAUUCACUGUUUGAUAUACCUCAGUUUUUCCACCAAAAAUAUUAAACUGAGAUGUUUGUUUUGUAGUGUUAUUGAGUAUUCAGAUAUCAGGGCAAAUCACUUGUCACCCAAGGGAAUGUUUUCUUGUGAUGUACACACCACACCUCAUACAGACACAAGACAAAUUGGUAUUUAGGGUGCACAACAGUUUUUACGACAAGAUGGCUAUACAUGAUUUCUCUAAGCUCACUGCCAGUGCAAUGUGAAUGGCACAUGCUGACUGCUAAGACUAACUCAAACUGAUAGAUCUGGUUUCCUCCUGAUCUUCAUCGGGAUAGUUUCAAUGUAGUAAAAAUUUUCAUAGACAUUAGUUGACCUCGAGUGUACGAAGUCAAUUUUAGAUUGAUGCUUGAAUUAUUUCCAGAACAGAAUAUGGGUCCUGCAAUUCUUAUUUUAGCUUCAGAAAUGAUUUUGAAACUACGUUUCCAUUACACCGGUUUUACUCAGAAGCUUUGUUGUAUUGACUGUGAAAGAUUACGGUGUCUACUGACUACUGAUCUGAAACAGUGGCAAUAUGCCUACAUCACAGACUAUUCUGUUAAAUCUGCCCCAGAUAGUCUUGCUAAUGGAUUAGUGCUAUGGCCAAUAAAAGAUUUCCACUGUCAUUUGCAGGGCAGAAGCAAUGGCAUACCAGUAUGUUUGUGACAACAAGAACAAUGGUUUGAGUCUAACUGAUGAUCGGGAUGCCGUUUCUGUCCAUUCAGAUGUGGGAAUGGAAGUCACUCAACUGAGUUUUAGUCACCUUCAUUCUUGGCAUGGUGAAGCAUCGCCAUGUGGCCAUGUCUAUCUGUUGUGACGUCUAUGAGUCAACCAGGUUGAGUUUAUUGCAAAUGUUGUACUAUAGGUUUAGUGCCAUCGUCAGGAGGCAUAAAUGUGGAGCAUCAUUGAUAUGAUUAUGAUUAUUAUGGUCUGUGGGAUACCAGACUUCUUGUGUA